Molecule: messenger RNA, 1158 nt
Organism: Peronospora belbahrii
Lineage: Eukaryota; Oomycota; Peronosporomycetes; Peronosporales; Peronosporaceae
Source: the annotation of a GenBank genome assembly
AUGUCGGUGCUCAUUCGUGUGCCAUCCACGGCUGCAGUGUACGUAGCUGCAACACGGCAACACGUGGGUAAGACGAGCACGUGCUUGGGACUAUUACAAGGACUUACUGGUCGUUUUGACCGAAUCGGGUUUUUUAAGCCCGUGGGACAAGAAAGUGUUACUGUAGAAAAUGGGUCUUUGCGGGUGGAUAAAGAUGUCGCGGUAGCCAAAGAGGUUUUUCAGCUCCAUACAUGCAAUUAUGCCGACAUGUCUCCCGUAGUGAUUAUGCCAGGUUAUACCAAGCGAUAUCUAGAUGGAGAUAUUACUGUAGAGAGUCAAUUGAACAAGAUUCGGACGAGUUUCAAGCGUAUUUCUCAAGCAAACGAGUUUACUGUCGUGGAAGGCACUGGACACACAGGAGUUGGCUCGAUUGUGGACUGCAAUAAUGCUCGAAUAGCUGCUGAGUUGGGUGUGGAUAUGAUACUAGUGGCCAAUGGUGGACUUGGCUCGGCAUUUGACGAUUUAGCACUUAAUUAUUCAAUGUGUAAAGCACAUGGUGUGAAGAUUCGAGGUGUGAUUUUGAACAAAGUGCUGGAAAGUCGAGUGGAAAUGCUGCAAGAAUAUUUUCCUAAAGCAAUGAAGUACUGGGGAGACAAUGUACCUCUUAUUGGAAUUGUGCCGAAUCUGCCUGCACUGUCAAACCCGAGUAUGCUGGAUUUCGAAGGGCUCUUUGAAACUGAGAUGUUGACAUCGCGUACGCGACGCUUUCAGCAGUACAACAAAACUACGCUUGUUACAGCAGGGCUUAGUCGGUUUUUAGUAAAAUUGACGUCGCCCGAGUUUGAGCGCACGCUGUUUGUCACUCACGUGUCUCGGAACGACAUUAUCAUGGGUUUUCUGUCACACGCACAGAACUUUGAGCAUAUGGCAAAGAGACCUUAUGGUGGUGGACUGAUACUCACAGGCUCACCGUCAAAUGAUCAACCUCAAGAUUACAUUAUGGAUAUCAUCAAGAACGCUCAGGCACCAGUUCUUUACGUACCCACUCCAAGUUUUGAGGUGAUGGAGAAGAUUACGCAUUUUACAGCAAAAUUUAAUCCAACGGAUAAACACAGGGUACAUGCAUGUAGUACACAUUACGCUAGACAUUUGAACUUUGACGCUAUUCUGUCAAGGUAA